This is a messenger RNA of Peronospora farinosa, 660 nucleotides long. The record is from the annotation of a GenBank genome assembly. NCBI's taxonomy places the organism in Eukaryota, Oomycota, Peronosporomycetes, Peronosporales, Peronosporaceae.
AUGAAGCUUUCACUGGGACUCGGUGCUUUUUCAUUCACGGUCUUGUCAUCUGAUGCUCAUCCCACUUUUGUGGCUCGUGUCCCGAAUGGCAACCAAGUGGCUGGUGUUGCUGCAUUGGGCCACGUAAACACUGUCGGUGGUGGUGCAACGAAUGCAUUUGGUGAAAGUUUCAAAGCCGCUGGCUAUGAAUGGACUCGAGAGCUUUGCGAGGCUGAUUCGGACCGUGAUGGUGCUUCAAAUGGAGAAGAACUUGGUGAUCCGUGCUGUACCUGGACUGCUGGAGCUGGUUUUGACAGUGCUUCUCCAUCUACAACGCAGUCGUCUCUGACCCAUCCAGGUGUUCCGAACAGCUUUACCGAGUCUCAACUGGCUUUAAUGACGUGCAAUGGAGGAGAAGCUACUGUCAAUGAUAUUGUAUCAAGUGACACGGCUGCAUCGACAUCGUCUGCAUCUGCUUCUGGAUCUCAAUCAUCAGACUUUGGAGAUACUAGCAAAAGUGGGUCUUUGGACGACAUGGUCGCCCUUGAAGAUCAAUCUCGUGCCACUUCUAGCCCAACACCUGAGAAAACGUCACCAACUUCAGAAACUUCGGAUGCUAAUCAACUCAAGACCUUUGUCUACUGCUUUAGUAUCGUCGUCUUCGUUCUAGUUACAUGUUGA